Molecule: messenger RNA, 1703 nt
Organism: Exserohilum turcica Et28A
Lineage: Eukaryota; Fungi; Ascomycota; Dothideomycetes; Pleosporales; Pleosporaceae
Exons: 2
Coding region: 252-1529 (425 amino acids)
Biological process (GO): GABA catabolic process
Cellular component (GO): mitochondrion
Molecular function (GO): pyridoxal phosphate binding
Source: RefSeq, a predicted model, not a curated record
CGUCCCUCCUCCGUACCGCCCGCCGUUCUCGCGCGCUUCUUCCUCGCCUAAUCACCCAGACUACCUCGAAGGCGCCAAUUGCGCUUACGAGACAAUAUGCUACCGCCGCAGCGGCCGUCGCAGACAGUGGGGAGCAAUCCUUCUUCCCCGAUGAGCCCAAAGCUCCAAUCGUAAAGACACAGAUUCCGGGCCCAAAAAGCACAGAGGCCAUCGAGAGGCUGAGCAAGGUGUUUGACACCCGGAGUUUGAACAUGAUGGCCGAUUAUUCACGAAGCUACGGCAACUACAUUGCAGACCUCGACGGCAACGUCCUUCUCGAUGUGUAUGCUCAGAUUGCUUCGAUCCCAGUUGGCUACAACAACCCCUCUCUUCUUCUUGCAGCCUCUUCACCCGAAAUGGCCUCGGCCAUUAUCAACCGUCCCGCUCUCGGCAACUUUCCUCAGCACGACUGGGCGGAUAUCCUCGAAAGUGGAAUCCUCUCGGUUGCACCCAAAGGUCUCAACCAGGUCUUCACCGCCCAGGCUGGCUCCGACGCCAAUGAACUCGCCUACAAGGCAGCCUUUAUGUGGAAGCGCCAACAGCAGCGUGGAGGAGCAGAUGCCGACUUUUCCGCCGAAGACAUUGCCUCGUCCAUGAUCAACCAGUCGCCCGGUGCCCCCAACAUGUCCAUCAUGUCCUUCAAGACGGGCUUCCACGGCCGCCUCUUUGGCAGUCUCUCCACCACACGCUCCAAGCCCAUCCACAAGCUCGACAUCCCUGCCUUCGACUGGCCGCAAGCACCCUUCCCCACCCUCAAAUACCCACUCGCUGAGCACGAAGCUGAAAACCGACAAGAGGAACAGCGCUGCCUUGACGAAACAGAGCGUCUCAUCAAGGAAUACCACAACCCCCCUGUAGCCGUCGUCGUCGAGCCCGUCCAAUCCGAGGGCGGCGACAACCACGCCACCCCCUUCUUCUUCCGCGGCCUCCGCGCCAUCACCAAGAAACACGACGUCCUGCUUAUUGUCGACGAAGUCCAAACCGGCGUCGGCGCCACAGGCAAAUUCUGGGCCCACGAACACUGGGGCCUCGACACUCCCCCAGACAUGGUGACGUUUUCAAAGAAAGCCCAGACAGCAGGCUACUACUUUGGCAACGAUGCCCUCCGCCCCAACAAGCCGUACCGCCAGUUCAACACGUGGAUGGGCGACCCAGCCCGCGCCCUCUUGUUCCGCGCCAUCAUCCACGAGAUCCAGCGCAUGGACUUGGUCACAAACACCGCUGCCACAGGCGACUAUCUGUUCGCCGGUCUCCAGCGCCUCGCCGCGCAGUACCCCCGCGAGAUCCAGAACCUAAGAGGCCAGGGCCAGGGCACGUUUAUCGCAUUUGAUAGUGCGCGCCGCGAUGAGGUGCUCAAGAAGGCAAAGGGCCAGGGUGUGAAUAUCGGAGGCUCCGGUGAGAGCGCCGUGCGGUUACGCCCAAUGCUUAUUUUCCAGAAGCAUCAUGCGGAUUUGUUGCUGGAGAGGCUGGAGAAGGUGUUUCAGUCUUGAUCAAGUGAGUGAGUGAGUGAGUGAGUGAGUGAGAUGUAUGGGCAUGGUUAAUCAUGAGCAAGGAGUUUAAGGCGUUUUAUCUUUUUUUUUUCGUUGUUGAAAAUCUGGUUCUUUUGGGUUUUUGCCCGCUUAGUCAGUUAUUUAAUGAAUAAAUGACAGAAUGCAUGGGAUGAC